Molecule: messenger RNA, 1038 nt
Organism: Dovyalis caffra
Lineage: Eukaryota; Viridiplantae; Streptophyta; Magnoliopsida; Malpighiales; Salicaceae
Source: the annotation of a GenBank genome assembly
AUGGGGACUGUUUCACAGGAUGCAAUCAAUCAGUUCAAGGCAUUGAUGGAUCAAGUUGAGGAGCCAUUGAAGAGAACUUACCAGAAUGUCCACCAAGGAUAUCAAGCUGAAACUCUGGCACGCUUCCUAAAAGCUAGAGAAUGUAAUGUUACCAAAGCCCGUCAAAUGUUAGUGGAUUGUUUGCGCUGGAGGGUACAAAAUGAGAUCGACAAUAUAUUAACCAAACCCAUAGUUCCAGCUGAUUUGUACAGAGCAGUGCGCGAUUCCCAGCUCAUAGGAAUGUCGGGUUACUCCAGAGAGGGGCUUCCUGUCUUUGCUCAUGGUGUUGGGCUCAGCACAUUCGACAAAGCAUCUGUCCACUACUAUGUGCAGUCACACAUUCAAAUCAAUGAAUAUCGCGACCGCAUUAUUUUGCCUACUGCAUCAAAAAAGCAUGGGCGACCAAUAACAACCUGUGUGAAGGUUUUAGAUAUGACUGGCUUAAGGUUUUCAGCACUGAACCAAAUAAAGUUGAUGACCAUCAUAUCAACUAUUGAUGACUUGAACUACCCGGAGAAAACAAAGGCAUAUUACAUCGUAAAUGCCCCAUAUAUAUUUUCAGCUUGUUGGAAGGUUGUCAAGCCCCUACUGCAGGAGAGGACAAGAAAAAAGGUUCAGGUGUUGUCUGGAAAUGGGCGAGAUGAGCUAUUGAAGAUAAUGGAUGUUGCAUCUCUUCCACAUUUCUGUAAAAGAGAAGGGUCCGGAUCAUCUCGACAUUCAGAGUAUGCAAAUGAAAAUUGCUUUUCCUUGGAUCAUCCCUUUCAUCAACAGCUAUACAACUACAUCAAGCAGCAAUCAUUAGAGAGCGAAUCUAGUCAACCAAUCAAACAAGGGUCUUUCCAUGUGGAUCUGCCUGAGCCAGCUGCUGAAGGAACAGAGAUAGCUAAAACAAUUGAAUCCGAGAUGCAUAAGUUUGAGAAUGGGAAUGGUCUUUCUGGGUCCCUAGAUGGCCUCAAAAUCAAUGACGACUCAGACUACAGAACUAGGCAUUGCCCGUGA